AUGGUGAACUUGAGCCUCCUCCUCUUACACUUUCUUAUCUCAUCUCUCUCGGUCUCAGGCUCAGCAGCCACUGAUCAGAGAAAUAUUAUGUCUUGUCUUAACUAUUAUAAUAUCAGCAACUAUACCAUCUCCUCUAACGUACAUAAUCAUGACUACUCUAUUCUUCUCAACUUUUCCAUUCAAAAUCUUCGUUUUGCUGAACCCACAAUUCCUAAGCCAAUAGCUAUUAUCUUACCGGAGAAUAAAGAGCAACUUAUCAACACUGUCGUGUGUUGUACAAUAGGGCCAUGGGAGAUUAGAGUAAGGUGUGGUGGCCAUAGCUAUGAGGGUACUUCAUCGGUAGCUAGUGAUGGGGCUCCAUUUGUGAUUAUAGACAUGAUGAAUCUAAACCGUGUUUCCGUGGAUUUGGGAAAUGAAACAGCAUGGGUGGAAGGUGGUGCAACACUUGGUGAGACAUACCAUGCUAUUGCCGAGUCAAGUGACACUCAUGGAUUCGCAGCAGGAUCAUGUCCUACGGUAGGGACUGGUGGUCAUAUUGGUGGUGGUGGCUUUGGGUUUUUGUCUAGGAAAUAUGGGCUAGCAGCUGAUAAUGUGAUUGAUGCUCUUCUCCUUAAUGCAGAGGGUGAAUUAUUAGACAGGCAAGCCAUGGGAGAAGAUGUAUUUUGGGCAAUUAGAGGUGGUGGUGGUGGCAUAUGGGGAAUCGUUUACGCUUGGAAAAUUAAGUUAUUGAAAGUACCAAAAACCGUAACCAGCUUCAUUGUGUCUAGACCGGGCACCAUAGCACAUGUAGCCAAUUUAGUAAACAAAUGGCAACAUGUUGCUCCAAAUUUAGAAGGUGAUAUGUAUUUGUCAUGCGCUGUUGGUGCUGGCCUGCCUCAGGCUAAGUCUAUUGGCAUAUCAGCAACAUUUAACGGCUUCUUCCUCGGUCGAAAAAGAGAAGCUGUUUUGAUCCUAGGUCAGGUUUUUGCCGAAUUGGAUGUCUCCGAGGAAGCUUGCAAGGAAAUGAGUUGGAUUGAAUCAGUGUUAUUCUUCUCUGGUCUAGGUGAUGGAGCCAUAGUCUCAGACCUCAAGAACAGGUACCUGCAUGACAAGCAUUACUUCAAGGCCAAAUCAGACUACGUAAGGAAUCCAAUUUCUCUUACGGGCAUAAGAACUGCCAUCGACAUUCUUGAAAAGCAGCCCAAAGGAUAUAUAAUCAUGGACCCUUAUGGUGGCAUAAUGAACAACAUAAGCAACGACUCAAUUGCUUUUCCUCAUAGAUAUGGGAAUUUGUAUACAAUACAAUACCUGGUCGAGUGGCAUCAAGAAGAAAAAAACAGAAGCAAUGAAUAUAGAGAAUGGAUAAGAGAUUUUUAUGAUGCAAUGGCUAGCCAUGUUUCAUGGGGUCCAAGGGCAGCUUAUGUAAAUUACAUGGACUUUGACCUUGGGGUGAUGGAAUUAAUUAACACUAGUGUCCUAUCUGAAGAUACCGUUGAGAUGGCUAGAGUUUGGGGUGAAAAAUACUUCUUGAACAACUAUGAUAGGUUGGUGAAAGCCAAGACACUGAUUGAUCCAAACAAUGUUUUCAAAAACCAACAGGGUAUUCCUCCCUCCACCACUACUGGUCUCAAGGCACGUGCUUUCUAG
Gossypium arboreum is the source of this 1626-nucleotide messenger RNA. Its product is annotated as berberine bridge enzyme-like D-2. Lineage: Eukaryota; Viridiplantae; Streptophyta; Magnoliopsida; Malvales; Malvaceae. Bases 1 to 1626 code for a protein of 541 amino acids. The transcript has a single exon. The record is from RefSeq and is a predicted model, not a curated record. Gene Ontology annotation, molecular function: FAD binding; oxidoreductase activity.